GUUUAAGUUAAGUUCUUUAGUCGUUCAGUCCGCGUGAAAUUAAUAAAACUAGUCCGCCACAGAUCAGCGUCGCUUCACUGUGUGGGACUUCUGUUUUUACACAAAAAUUUACUUUGCUUUCGUGUCGGUUUGCAAGUCUAGUCUGUGCUAGUUAAUUAUUUCUGUGAAUUUUUGGUACUCCUGCUGUAAUGGAACAAAAAGGCAAUACACAAAAUACUAAAUACCUUCAUCCUUUUUAUCAUGGAUUAAGGAAUGUUCCUGAAGGAAGGAUCAAGGAACUACAGAAGGUUAGAACUUGGGUUGCAGCACAACCUCAUUUACCCGAAGUAUCUGACGACUACAUUUACGUCUUUCUUAGCUCAUGUAAUUUCUCAGUGGACCGGGCCAAAAGCUGCAUAGAACAUUAUUUCACCAUCAAGACUAAUCAUCCUGCCAUAUUUGGAAAUAGAGAUCCUGAGGAUGACAAAGUGAAAUUGGUUAGGAGUUUGGGACACCUGUGGAGACUACCAAAACUAACACCAGAAGGAUAUAGAAUGGUUAUGUACGCUGUUAGAGAUGGAGAUCCAACCAAAAUGGUUUUCGGUGAUUGCGUCAAGACGUUUUGUAUGUUCAACGAUAUUGUUUUAUCAGAGGAUGGUAUCGAAGAUGGGUAUAUUGUAAUAUUCGAUAUGAAAGGAGUACAGUUAGGCCACUUAGCCCGAAUCAGCUUGCCAGCUUUAAGAUGCUUUUUCUUAUACAUCCAGGAAGCACAUCCAGUCAAAAUAAAAGGAGUACAUGUACUGAACACUGCUUCCUGGGUACAUCAUAUUAUGCGAAUUGUAAUACCUUUGGUCAAAUCAGAACUUCUGAGCUUAGUCAAAUUCCACAAAGGAAACAUCCCUGAAGGUCUUCCUUUGGAAAUAAUGCCAAAGGAAUAUGGCGGUGAAACAUCUUCCAUGGAAGAAUUAGACCAAGUUACGGAGCACUUAUGGGAAAAAUACCGACCGUGGCUCCUCGAAAACGAAACCUUAAAAACCAAUGAAAACAAAAGAAAUCAGAAGAAGUCCUCUUGGUGGGGAUUGCCUUUCUUCGGCAACAAAGAAGAACUCAACGAAAAGAAUAUUAUAAAAAAUUUGCGGUAAUAAUCAGCAUUCAUAGAUAUCACACCUAUAGAAACCAACACCGUAUGAUCAUCGAAGCAGAAGGUCCCCAAAUAUUACGAAACUAUCAUCAAAUAUGGGGCCGUUGGAACUGUAUACUGCAAUUUGUAAGCCUUCUUCCUCUCCUUAGCCGUAAUCCUAAUGUAAAAAAAACCAGUGUUAAUCAGAAGUUUUUGAACAGACUCUGGUCACUCUUUCAACUUUGUUUUGAACAAUUCAAAAUUGUUUUAACAUCUUACUAAUUGGCGUUUGUAAAAACAACAUGUGCUGGAAAUUUCAAAGUAGGUAACAAGGUUACUUAAUUGAAAGCUAUGUAUUAUUUAAUGUUCUCUGAAAUGUAAAUACUGUUAUUAAUUUUACCUAGGUUAAUUGAUAAACUGGUUGUUCACCAUAUAUUUAUACACGCACUGUAUUCCAAGUAUAUUCCAAGUUAUUCCAAGUAUACUGAUAGUAUUUAUAAGCAUUGAAUAAUGUAUCCCAGUUAGUCUAGUCGCAACAUAGGGGGUCCCGUGGGCACUUUUAGGUCGCCGCGAUUUGAUGGCGGUAUUAUAGGAUUUUUGGGUCGCUGAAUCCAAUGGAAGUGGUCUGGAAGCCCAAAUGUUGUGCGUUUAAUUGUUAUUAACAAAUUAUGGAAAAUUUAGGUGUUUUUCAGGGUAUAUUAGAAGCCCUCUAAAUAAAUUGAUAGUGUUAAGGCCUUCUCUGGUGUAUUUUUGGUCGCUGAAUCGAAUGCGACGAGUCACGAUUAGUCAAAAUAUGUUCUUAUUUUGUUAAUAACAAAAUAAUUGUUUAUUCGCCAAAAAGCUCGAAAUGCGGCAUCUACAGCAAGUUUGUAGUCUUUUUCAUAGUAUUUUUAUACGCUAAAUCGAUUGUCACUAGUCGUGAUAGCUUAAACCACGUUUCGACUUUGUUAUUAAUAAAUUAUUGCAAAAAUAACUCUUUGCUCUAGAUUUUAAAAAACCACUUGGAUUGACAUAAAAUUUGGCAUACACGUAACUAACAUGUCAAGCAAAACAAGUGGUAUUGUGCCGAUGUCUGCUUCUACACUGGGGGUUGAGUUUCACCCCUUUUCAGGGGUAAAAAAAGAAACCUUUAAAAUAAGUCCGGAAGUGGAUAAAGUGAUUAUUAUCUAAGCAACUUUUGCUGUAUACAGUUUUUUCACUAAGUCAAUACUUUUCGAGUUAUUUUUGUUUUUUUGUUGAAAAAUGAACAUAUUCACUCGCAAAUAACUCGAAUAUUGACUUGGUGAAUAUACUGUAUAGAACAAAAGUUGCUUAGAAUUAAUCAGUUUAUCCAAUUCCGGACUUCUUUUAAAGGUUUUUUUUUCACCCUCGAAACGGGGUGAAACUCACCUCCAGGGUAAAAGCACGCAUCGGCACAAUAUCACUUGUUUUGUUUGACAUGUUAGCUACGUGCUUGCCAUCAUGUCAUUCCAGGUGGUUUUUUAAAAUUUAGAACAAAAACCGUGAGUAAACGUACUAUAAACCAUUAUUCUUGCAAUUAUUUAUUAAUAACAAAGUCGGAACGUGGUUUAAGCUAUCACGACUAGUGACAAUCGAUUUUGCGUAUAAAAAUACUAUAAAAAGACUACAAACUUGCUGUAGAUAACGAAUUUCGAGCUUUUCGGCGAAUAAAGAAUUAUUUUGUUAUUACCAAAUUAGGACACAUUUUGAGUAAUAGCGACUAGUCGCAUUCGAUUCAGCGACCAAAAAUACACCAGAGAAGACCUUAAUACUAUCAAUUUAGUUACUGGGCUUCUAAUAAUUCCUGAAAAACACCUAAUUUUACCAUAAUUUGUUAAUAACAAUUAAACGCACCACAUUUUGGGCUUCCAGACCACUUCCAUUGGAUUCAGCUACCCAAAAAUACGUAUAAUACCACCAUCAAAUUGCGGCGACCUAAAAGUGCCCACGGGACCCCCUAUGUUGCGACUAGUUUUACUAGUUUUACUAUCCCCUAUGUUGCGACUAGACACUUUUAGCUGCUAUUACUAGUGGAGUUAACACGUUUCAUUUCAUAGGCAAAUAUUAACGUUUAUUUGAUUACAUUUCAAUAGCCAAAUAUGAACGUUUGUUUCAUUUUAUUUCUAUUGGGACCGUGCAAGUUCGGCAAAGCGACCCCUAUUUCUACGCUCUGUACUUUUAUUCGCACUUUUAAUUAUACUGGCCAAUUAUAUUAGUCCUGGUUACUGGAUAAUUGUCAAGGCCAUAGUCCAAAAAAAUAGUAAGAAGAAAAAAUAAGAUUCAGGUUAUGUUAUGAAAACGUGAACAAUUGUAUGUAGUAAAUAAAAUUAGUUAUUAAAAUGCAGUACUGCACUCAAAAUACAAUUAAUUAAAUUUACCUUUAUAUAAUAAUUGCAUAUCAUAUCAAUAUUGUGGAGCAAUAUAUAAUUUUUCUGCUUCAAUGACAGAAGGUAUGAAAUAUACGUCAAUUUGACAAUUUCAAUUGACAAUAUGAAUUAUUUAAGAUAGUUGCAAUAUUUCUCCGCGACUCGCGCACGAUCGUUUCUCGUUUCCCUUCCAAGUACUUGCCCACCGCGAAUAGACAAAAAUAUUAACGCUUCAGAAGUGAUUACUAGUGAAAAAAUUACCAGUUCUAUUCUUGUUCUUAUCUCUAGUUGUUUUUAGUGUCCCUAAAUAUUAAACGUUUUAUUAUUAUUGAUUUUUACACAUUCGCACGAAGUUCGUCUUUUUAAUAUGUUAUUCCUCUCUUCUAAUAUUUGACCUGCCAAAAUCUAAGAUCUUUUACAUUUUCAGUGGUUAUAGCUGUAUCCUGUGUAUUAUUGACCAAAACACCUUUGACUUUUAUGUCAGCUCCUUCAUUUUCCAAAACACUUUUUAUCAUUUCUUCCGAGUAUACAUUAAAAGCACUAGCAGCGAAACCGAGAAAGAAAGGGACAUACAUAAAUAAAGAAAAGAUCAAAUAUAUAGAAUCGACAGAACGACAAAACAUACAAAGACAAUAAAUAAUACCUGAUAAUGAUCACAAAAGAAAACAAUAUAAAUUCGAAGAAUUACAAACAUUCCAGUAUCUAGGAGCGACAUUCACCAGGAGAACAAAUAUGUACGAAAAAAAACCAAGCUAGAGUUAUGGCUGGUAAUCCUUGUAUAUUUACUAAAAACAAGUUAUUAAGAAUAAAAACAUAUUUAGAAGGGCUAAUAUAAGAAUAUAUAUGACAGUGAUAAGAUCUAUAGCAUUAUAGAAAAGUAUUUACGAUAAAGAAAAACCCUCAGAAAAAUAUUUGUAGGAUAUCUAUGGAAUGAAAUGUGGAUAAAAGGAUCAAAUAUAGAAUUUGAGAAGACGUAUGGAGAACCGGAUAUCGUAGAGAUAACAAAAUCACAAAGACUGAGAUGGUUGGAUCAUAUCCAAAGGAUUCUAAACACGAGACUAAUUUUGAAAAAUAUAUAGAAGAACUCAAAAUCCCAAAUUGAAAAAUAAAGCAGCAAACAGCAAAUCAUGAUUUUUAUUUCUUCUCCUUCUUCUAGUGCCUACUCCACUAAUGAAGGUUGGCUAUAACCAUUGAAAAUUCGUCUAUAUCUCCUGCUUUUCGUAAAAGCGUCUGUGUGUUUAACCCGGUCCAGUCGCGAAUGUUUUUCAGCCAGGAUAACUUCGUCGUCUACCAGUUCUCCUUUUUUUCUUCAAUUUUACCCUUUAUAUUCAGCGGCAAAAAUUUAUUUAUGUAUCAUUUUCAUUUGUAAGUAUGUGCCCCAAGUAUGCUGUUUUUCCCCUAUUAAUUGCUGUCAGCAGUUCUCUGUCUCUUCCCAUUCUGUUCAACAUAAUUUUGUUCGUAAUAUGAUCAUCAUCAUCAUCAGUGGCGUUACAGCUCUUUAUGAGCCAAAGCCUUCUUCAGAACAAUCCUCCAUUCGCCUCUAUCUCUGGCAACUCUUCUCCGUGCUCUAAUUCCAAUAGAUUUUAAAUCAGUUUCUAUGUUAUCUUGGUACAUAAGUCUCGAUCUUCCUCUUGCUGGUUGUCCUAUCGGCCCUCUUCGGUCAAAGACUUUUCUGACUAUGGCAUCUUCCUCUCGCCUGAUUACAUGACCUAUCCAUCUAAGGCGUGCUACCUUAAUGAAUUGUACAACGUCAGGUUCUCCAAAAUUUCUAUACAACUCGUAAUAUGAUCGGCCCAUGAUAUUUUCAAAAUUCUCCUAAAAAGCCACAUCUCAAAAGCUUACAGCUUCCUCGUUAACUCAAUAUUAACAAUCCAAGCUCCUUAAAGAAGAAUAGAGUGAAUUAACAUUUUAGCGUCCGGUAUCGGAUUUGAAGAUUGAGUCUUUGGUUACUCAGAAAUUCCGUCGGCUUUAAAAAGGCUCCUCUUGAUUCCUCUUUUUUCGAUCGAAUUUCUGAUUUCAGUGUGGAUCUUACGUAAUCCAGAUUUUUGUUGAUAUAGAAUUUUUAUUAUAAGUUCAAAGUGUUAAACCUUCAAACCCAUCAUAAUUUUCUUUGUUAUAGGUAAUUUCUAAAUUUCUUUGAGUAUAUACAUACAUUGAGUGCAAAUAAAUCUUCUCUGAUACACCACUACGGAGGCCAAAUUACCUAUCACUAAUAUCUACCUCUAAUUUCGGGUAGAAAUAGUAUGAAUUAUUUUUAAGAGAAUUUAAUAUUUAUGUAGGAUUGUAACUUCCUAUGUUCUUCCCAUUCUUUUAUUUUUUCAUGAAGACUUAAUCUAUAGUUGUUUAUUUGUAGUUUUUCUAUUUCUAUCGAUAUUUAUUUAAUUGGUGAAUACGUUUCAUCAUUUCAAAAAUUUCCACAAUUUUUCUAUUUCUUCUUUCUCUCUAGUAUCAUGACGAUGUUUUAUAUUCAGAUUUCAUUUGAUAUUAUUUUUGAUAUUUUUUGGGUAAUGGACGGUAGAAAUAAAAUUUAAGACUUACUCAUAAUAUAUUUUAUUCAACCUAGCACGACCAGUUUCGGACAAUCCGGUUUGGGACCGGUUGGACUUUGCUCUCCAACUGUAUAGCAAAUUGUUGAAACUAGAAUUGAGGCGCUCAGAGCAACAGUGGCCUAACCCACAAAUUGAGCAUUUUUAGAUUAAUAUAUCAAUAAAAGCAGCAACAUUAUAUCUUCGGAUUAACAAGGGUCUACACAACCUACCUCUAUAUUUGGCUAAAUGGCGCUACCUAAUUUGUAGCGCCAUCCCAUAAGCACAAUGGAAAUACGAAUACAAAGAUUCCUUUUAUCUCAAAACUUUAUUUUCGGGGUUAGGUCACUGUUGCUCUGAGCGCCUCAAUUAUGAGUACGUUGUAUAUGUCCUCAUAAAAACUUUCUAUUUCUUUUAUGCUCCGAUUUGCCCUCGGCGCCUCGGCAGUUCUUCCUGACACUUUCCUUACCCUUUCUUUUUGCUUUAAUUUUAUUAUGAUUUAAUACGCUUGUUUAACUAAAUCUCUUUUGAGACAUUAAUGAUACUGACAGUUUCAAUUUAUGUAAUUAUUACAAUGCAGUCUGUGGUCUGUACUUCCAUAAGUGAAAUUCCAAAUGACACAAGACCCUAAAGAGGGAUUUUCAUCGAUUGUCAUUUGUUUCGAGCUUCUGUCAUGCGUCACAUAAUAUUAAUAUAUCUACGUCAUACGUCUUUGGUUUGUAUCAUCGGUAUAUCCACAUGACAGAUGCUCGAAACAAAUUACUGUGAAUGAAAAGCUCUAUUACUAACCCAGGUCUCUUAAGCGUACAUUACGGAGACCAAAGGAUGGUAUCCUAGCCUAGAGCAUGGUAUCGUACUCUUCAUAUUCGUGAAUUCUCGCAUUUAAAAUAAUGUAUUUAUUUUACCUGGCGAUCGAAACUAUAUUAUCGAUGGCCAUGUAAAAUAAAUGCAAUAUUUUCAAUGCGAGAGUUCACGAACAUGAAGAGUACGAUACCACGCUCUAGGCUAGGAUACCAUCCUUUGGUCUCAGUAGUGAAUGCACCCUAAGGGUUUGCUCACUACGGAGAGCAAUGGAUUGUAUCCUCGCUCCGACACUUGCUCCGAUUUAUAUUCGUGAGUUCUCGCAUUUAAAAUAAUUUAUUUAUUUUACAUAGCGAUUGUAACUAUAUUAUCGAUCGCUAUGUAAAAUAAAUACAUUAUUUUAAAUGCGAGAAUUCACGAAUAUAAA
This is a messenger RNA of Diabrotica virgifera virgifera (western corn rootworm), 7218 nucleotides long. Its product is annotated as alpha-tocopherol transfer protein-like. Gene Ontology annotation, molecular function: phosphatidylinositol bisphosphate binding. Gene Ontology annotation, cellular component: membrane. The coding region runs from base 189 to 1121 and encodes 310 amino acids. The record is from RefSeq and is a predicted model, not a curated record. Lineage: Eukaryota; Metazoa; Arthropoda; Insecta; Coleoptera; Chrysomelidae. The transcript is spliced from 7 exons.